Messenger RNA from Kwoniella botswanensis, 426 nucleotides. RefSeq lists its product as uncharacterized. The record is from RefSeq and is a predicted model, not a curated record. The transcript has 4 exons. NCBI's taxonomy places the organism in Eukaryota, Fungi, Basidiomycota, Tremellomycetes, Tremellales, Cryptococcaceae. The coding region runs from base 1 to 426 and encodes 141 amino acids.
AUGUUCUCUUUACCAUCUUCAAUCACAUUUACUUCACUCUCAUCUCUCCUAGUGACCAAAGUAGCUUUAGCAAGAGACAGCAUCAAAGUCAAAAUCAACUUACCUCCAACUGGUGAAUAUAGAGAUUGGGAGAACUCUGCCGAUUAUAAAGGUGGAGGUGAUAGUAAAGUACAUACGUUCAACAUCCAACAGAUUCAAGAUGAUUUCGCUAUCAAACAUGGUAAUAAAAGAUGGGAUAUGACUCGUUAUGUCAAAGCUACCGAUACUACUGAUAAGCUCAUACCUGAAUUUACCCUUGCCGACGUAUUGAAAAAGCCCAUCGAAGUCAAAUUCGGUGGUCCGGCCAGACUUUGGUGUCCCGCCGAUCAAGGUACAUGCACCAAGAAGAACUGUCAAGUACCCAAUAUCGAUUCUACAGCCGCAUAA